This is a messenger RNA of Paecilomyces variotii, 3599 nucleotides long. Its product is annotated as NRDE-2, necessary for RNA interference-domain-containing protein. The record is from RefSeq and is a predicted model, not a curated record. Gene Ontology annotation, cellular component: catalytic step 2 spliceosome. Gene Ontology annotation, molecular function: protein binding. Gene Ontology annotation, biological process: negative regulation of RNA catabolic process; regulatory ncRNA-mediated post-transcriptional gene silencing. The transcript is spliced from 3 exons. Bases 34 to 3534 code for a protein of 1166 amino acids. Lineage: Eukaryota; Fungi; Ascomycota; Eurotiomycetes; Eurotiales; Thermoascaceae.
ACGAGAUUAUGGUAUUGUUCUUAUUCCAGGAGCAUGGAUUCUGCGGGCUCCCAGGACAAGAAGCCGAUCCCCAAGUUUUCCAGCUUCAAACCCAAGCCCGCACCGAAACCAGAAGCGGACAAGACACGCGAACACCGUAGGAGGGAGUCGCCAGUCUCUGGGAGACGCGAGCAUCAUGAACCUUCCAGACACCGAUCGAGACACCGGAGCCAUAGGCAUCGCUCGCGAUCGGUAGAGCGAAGCCCUGACCGUGGAAAACCCCGCCCAACUUCCAGGAAACAGGACUAUACGUCUUCCGAUCAUCACGACGUUCUACUUAGCGCGAACGUUUCCGUAAAGGGAGAAGAUGAUUCUAAUCUUUUUGUGGUGGAUCGCAAGGGUGAUAGGUACAAUAUCACAUAUGGCACACUGCACCGUUAUAGCGUCCCGCAGUACCAUCGUAUUGGACAAGGAAGUGUACUGGGUCUGCCACCCAGCUAUAAAAUUGAUCGUGACGCCGCAGAUGGGGCUGCAUUGGUUAUAACUGCAGAUACGCUGCGCGGAGAUUCGUCGAGAUCUAAGAUUAGGUCUACAUUGUCCAAGUUGAAUCGACAGCAACCUCGACUGCUACGGAUACGCCGGCUUAAGGAAGCAGACCCGACAGAGGCCACAAGAGACUUCUUGCCGUUGAGCUCCAGUGGGAGCCGAAAGCGAAGGAAGAUACUCGGUACUUCAGAUUCAGAAGAAAGUGAUAGAUAUGCGUACCGGUCCAUUGAAGGCAAAGCAAAACCGGGUAAAGAUCUUCCGAGUGACCUGGAGGAGGCGUCGGACUCAGACAGUGGAGAGGAAGGGAGGCGGAUUGACCCAGACGAAGAAAUAAAGCAACACAAUAUCCAAUUGUCCAGGACUGUGGAAGACCAUCCGGACGAUGUUGACGCAUGGCUUCGAUUGAUCAAUCACCAAGAUGCUCUCCUCGCCGGGGUUGGACGUGAUGCUCGAACACUUAGUUACGCUGAGCAAAGAAGCUUGGCUGAUAUAAAAUUGUCACUGUAUGACAAAGCUCUGAGGCGCGUCGGUCGCAACCCGUUGAAAGACCGCCUGCUCCUGGGCUUUCUUGAAGAGGGAAGAAAGCUGUGGGAUACGAAGAAGCUUUCAACACAGUGGCAUUCCGUGUUGAAAGCAAAUCCAGGCUAUAUAAGCCUUUGGGUUAAAUAUCUGGACUUUCGCCAAACAGAGUUCUUGGAUUUUACAUAUGACAAAUGUAAAGGGACUUUUCUCGAGUGUAUGAAACUCAAUUCCUCCAGUCUCGAUAACCCUGAGAAGGCCAGAAUCCAGACCUAUUUGUUUCUCCGUAUGGCUGUUUUCAUGCGUCAAUCCGGAUUUGCAGAACAUGCUGUCGGUCUCUGGCAGGCAAUAUUGGAGUUUGUAUUCUUCAGACCGGAAGUCUUCAACGGGAGUGACGACCUCCAAGCGGCACUAUCAUCUUUCAUGGAGUUCUGGGAAUCAGAAGUCGCGCGAAUCGGAGAACUGGGAGCGAAAGGUUGGAAAAGCGGUAACAGUACAGGCGUCCAGCCUCAGUCAACCAUUGCAAAUUCUCGAAUCCAUCGGAAACGCGUAUUUGGUUCGUGGCUUGAGUGUGAAAAGGAUCGGGAGAUGAAUGCUCGUUUACCAGCCCGCGUGCUUGAUGAGUUCGAGGAGGACGACCCGUACAGGGUAGUUCUAUUCUCGGACCUGCAGGACUUUCUGACACUCUUCUGGAACCUAGCAUCUAGAGAGGUGUUGAUCGACGCUUUUGUGCACUUCUGCUCCCUUCCAGCGAUAUCAACGACAGAAAACACAGAAGUAUGCAGGCACUGGUGCGGGGAUGCGUUCUUGCGGAAUGAGCUUGUCGAUAUAUCAGGCCCUACGUUGGAUGAGUGGCUAUGCGAUUCUUCUGCUAAUGAUAAUCCAAUGAUAUGGCCAUCAUCAUCUAUCCCGGGCAACUAUGUGCAUACUUUGGAUACGCUUCUCUCGGAUAAAGACUCGUGGUUUGACUCUCUAAAGCUCUGGCGAGACACAGUCCUCCACGGUAAGGCCAAUCUGGAUCCUGACUGGGUUCGACGGACAAUUCGAGGUUUAGUAGAUGCAACCCCGGGACAUGAUCUUCUUCCUCAAUACUCUCUUGCUUUAGAAUACGCAUUCGAUUUCAAGGAAGCAAGGAAAUAUGCAAAGUCUCUCCUCAAACGAUCGCCGUCGAAUGUGCGACUUUACAACGCCUACGGGCUGAUCGAGCUGCGAUCUGGAAACGCUGUAACUGCCGAGAAAGUCUGGAUGACGACUCUUUCGAUGAGUAGAGAUUUCUCGGACACAGAAAAACUCAGUUGUGCCCUGCUCUGGCGCACAUGGAUUUGGGAGUGUCUACAUGGCGCGGAAGUAAACAAAGCAAUCAGGUUGCUCUUGUCUAUUCCCCAGAACGCCAUCAGCGUCUCCAAUUUGUCCGCAUCUGAAGAACGCAUGGUGAUCAGUCCCGCGGAGUUCCUGAAAACACAAAGGUCUCUCUCCGAAGGCCAAGAGCAGGCCCUGGCCAUGCGAAAUGCCGAGGUUUUCGUGGCCUACACCGAAUGCUUGGCAAUUCUUAAGUAUCUUUCAUACGAUUUGAGCAUUGACGAUGCCAUCACAAUAUUCAGCACAGCUUUUGAACGCCUGGGAAAGCUGCCACCACAGGCGACUUCUUUCGUCUCAUUUGCAACCGAGUUGCUACACCAGAUGCGAGCAAAGCUCCUUUAUUAUCACACCAGAUCACGCAGAGCAUACAAGCCAUCGCAGAUUCGAGGGUUACUAUUAGAAAGUAUCUCCCUAUUUCCACACAAUACCAUAUUCCUCAACCUCUUCGCCUGGAACGAGUCACGGUUCCGUAUCGAAGAACGGGUUAGAGACGUGAUUCAUGAAAUCACUGCACAGGGACGAAAGGGGCAAAGCCAGUUAAAUAAGCAGGCCGUUCCAGUGACAUCUCACUUCUUUGCCGUCUACGCAGAGCUCCAUCGACCUGUUUUCUCAGGCUCCACGAUUCAUUCUGUGCGAGCAGCCUUUGAAAAGGCGAUCAGCGACCCGACUCUAAGGUCCGGGACCUCGAGCAGCAGUCCCAUCCAUGAUCCUUCCUCUUCUCACUCGAAUAUCUCUCUUUGGAAGCUCUACAUCCUCUUCGAACUUUCCAGAGGACAUAUUGCUCGUGCAAAGGAUAUUUUCUUUCGCGCUAUGCGUGCCUGUCCCUGGUCAAAGCAGAUACUCAUGCUCGCCUUCAGCCAUCUUCGCGCAGAUCUCAUCAAGGAGCAAAAGAAACAAGAUUCAGCCCCUACGCAGAAACCCACGGAGGAAGGAAUGUCUUUCGAGGAAUUACGCCGCGUGUAUAACGUCCUUGUGGAGAAGGAAUUGCGCCUUCAUGUCGACAUCGAAGAUGUACUGGAGGAUAUAGAAGAUCAGAUGGAACAGAAGAGGACGAUGCAGGGACAGCAGGGGAUGAACACCGAUCCUAUCAACAUGCCAGAGGACCCAGAUAGUGAGCAGGACAUUAUGUAGCGAAUGUAAACUGGAGUAAAUGGCAUCUAUGUGUGAUCAUGCGCCAUUACUUGGCGUUACUAAAC